Messenger RNA from Phytophthora infestans T30-4, 267 nucleotides. RefSeq lists its product as uncharacterized. The transcript has 2 exons. Bases 1 to 267 code for a protein of 88 amino acids. The record is from RefSeq and is a predicted model, not a curated record. NCBI's taxonomy places the organism in Eukaryota, Oomycota, Peronosporomycetes, Peronosporales, Peronosporaceae.
AUGAAUCGGCGCCAGCCUGCGCGCGCGUCGAAGAAGCGACCAUCAGAAGAAGCCUACAGCGAAGGCAGUGAGAAUGACGGCUCGGACGCAAGCUGGGAGGACGACUCCACCGUAUCCAAUAGUUACAGUGCGGCGACGUGGAGUGUUGAGGAUUCAAGCGUGAUGAUACGCCUGUCGAGAGAGCAAGUGGAGGCCGACGUGUACAAUCCGUGUACCCGCGCCGGCGUGCACCCGACUGGUGACAGCACCUACUUUAUUUCCGUUUAG